Messenger RNA from Drosophila subobscura, 1683 nucleotides. RefSeq names its product saccharopine dehydrogenase-like oxidoreductase. Gene Ontology annotation, cellular component: mitochondrion; plasma membrane; lipid droplet. The transcript has 2 exons. Gene Ontology annotation, biological process: glycolipid biosynthetic process. The coding region runs from base 287 to 1579 and encodes 430 amino acids. The record is from RefSeq and is a predicted model, not a curated record. NCBI's taxonomy places the organism in Eukaryota, Metazoa, Arthropoda, Insecta, Diptera, Drosophilidae.
UCGUUCUCAUGCUUUUGCUCAUGAACGAUUGGCGAUUGGAAAACACUUGGACUUCGAUUUGCCGCAUUUAAUCACUAUUGUCCGACCCUUGACCGAUUCAGAUGGAUAUGUGCACACCACAUAUACUAUAAAUACAUCAAUUAGCCCAUCCAGAUUGACAGAAUCAAUAGUCAGCGGUAAAGAGAGCAGUACCAGCAGCAGUAGCACCAGCAGCAGGCAGCGACGACAUUCUGAUAACGAUCUGUUCCAGUAGAAAGCAUUUUGUCGAAACGUCAGCGCUUGUGAAAUGGCAGCGGAACGAUUGGAUGUUAUAAUUUUCGGAGCCAGCGGCUUCACCGGAAAGUAUACGGUUUUUGAGGCGGUCACCGUGCUGAACGGUCUGCGAUGGGGCAUUGCCGGACGCAAUCGGGAGAAGCUGGAGUCGGUGCUGAAGCAGAUGGGGGCCAAGGCCAAGAAGGAUCUGUCGCAGACGCCCAUCUUCAUAGCGGACAUCAGCGACGAGGCCUCCCUGCUGGAAAUGGCCAAGCGGUGUCGCAUUGUGGUUAACACGGCGGGCCCCUAUCGCUUCCAUGGCGAGAAGGUGGUCAGCGCCUGCAUCGAGGCGGGCACGCAUCACGUGGACGUCAGCGGGGAGCCGCAGUACAUGGAGACGAUGCAGCUGAAGUACGAUCAGCGCGCAAAGGAGCGUGGUGUGUAUGUGGUCAGUGCCUGCGGCUUUGACUCCAUACCCGCCGACAUGGGCGUCGUCUUUGUGGAGAAGAACUUCGACGGCGUUGUCAAUUCGGUGGAAACGUUUCUGGAGAGUGGCGUCAAGGAAGGCGGCGAUUCCGGCACCCGUGCUGGCCUCAACUAUGGCACCUGGGAGAGCGCCGUCUAUGGGCUGGCCCACUCGGACGAGCUGCGUGGCAUACGGCAGAAGCUGUUCCCCCAGCGCUUGCCCAAGUUCUAUCCGCUGCUGAAGCAUCGUCCGUUGAUCUUCCGCUCCACAGAGGUGGACAAGAUCUGCCUGCCCUUCCCGGGCUCCGAUCGGUCGGUGGUGAUGCGCUCGCAGCGUUUCCUCUACGACCAGGACAAGAAGCGCCCAGUACAGAUGCACGCCUACGUCGGAUUCCCCUCCUGGAUAGCAGCCGCUGCUGUGGUUCUGUUUGCCAGCAUCUUUGGCCUGAUGUCCAAGUUCCAAAUCGGCCGCACUCUGCUGCUCAAGUACCCGGGCAUCUUCUCGGGUGGCCUGGCCUCUCGCGCCGGUCCCAGCGAGGACUCCAUGGAGCGCACCUACUUCAAGAUGACAUUCAAGGCAACUGGCUGGGCCCAGUCCGAGCGGCUGGCCGAGAGCACGGACCAGUACACGGAGCCACCCACCAAGACACUGAUGGUGCGCGUCUCGGGCAUGAAUCCUGGCUACGGCGCCACAUGUGUGGCUCUGCUUUCGACCGCUCUAACCAUCCUGCGAGAGAGCGACAAGAUGCCCAACAACGGCGGUGUCCUGGCCCCGGCUGCCGCCUUCUCCAAGACGAGCCUCAUCAGCGAACUGGAGAAGCACGAGCACGGCAUGAAAUUCGAGAUUCUGGCCAACAAGUGAACGCAUUCCAGUUGCGUGGUCGUAGUGGUUAACUCUUAGGCUCGACAAUGUCUAUUCCCCUGUUUGUUUAUUUUUUAAUCACUCACUCAAAUUUGUAGCACAAA